AGUUUUAAGUUUCGCCCAAUGAAAAACCUAAAGGAGGGGGCAGGAGGCGGGUCGGUGACGUCAUGCGGAUUGACUGGCAAUGCAGGCCUUGGACGUCCAGGAUUAGCCACGCAUUUCGCCAAUCCAGAGGCAGGGGUGGGACGGUGCAGGCGCAGAGAAUUGGGCUUGGCUGGCCUCGAUUUAAAGAGGCAGAAGCUGUCGGGGUCCUGGAAGACGGUCCCCAAUACCCUCCCCCCAAGUCCUUGGGACCACGUGGGUCCCCAGAGCUGGGGAGAUGGUUUGCGGCGGCUUUGCCUGCUCCAAGAAUGCGCUUUGCGCUCUCAACGUGGUCUACAUGCUGGUGGGCUUGUUGCUCAUUGGAGUGGCUGCUUGGGGCAAGGGCCUGGGUCUGGUGUCCAGCAUCCACAUCAUCGGUGGAGUCAUGGCUGUGGGAGUCUUCCUUCUCCUUAUUGCAGUGGCUGGAUUGGUGGGUGCUGUCAACCACCACCAAGUCCUGCUGUUCUUUUACAUGAUCAUUCUCGGUUUGGUCUUCAUCUUCCAGUUUGUUAUCUCUUGCUCAUGUCUGGCUAUUAACCGAAGCAAACAGACAGAUGUCAUCAAUGCUUCUUGGUGGGUCAUGAGCAACAAGACUCGGGAUGAACUGGAAAGAAGUUUCAAUUGUUGUGGCUUAUUCAACCUCACAACCCUGUAUCAACAAGACUAUGAUUUCUGCACUGCAAUCUGCAAGAGCCAGAGCCCAACAUGCCAGAUGUGUGGAGAAAAGUUUCUUAAGCAUUCAGAUGAAGCCCUGAAAAUCCUGGGGGGUGUUGGACUCUUCUUUAGCUUUACAGAGAUCCUUGGUGUUUGGCUAGCAAUGAGAUUUCGGAAUCAGAAGGAUCCUAGAGCCAACCCCAGUGCCUUUCUAUGAGACUUUGGAUCCUUCUGACUUCUCUUCUGCUCUUUCUCUUCCUCCCUUAGAGAAAAUCUAGGGUUUGUAACCCUUUUGGUUUGAGAAAAAGGAAAGGCCCUUUGUCAUAUCCCCUAAAAUUGAUGGAAUAGCAAGACUUUACACCUUGACAUAUUUUAGUGGGAGCCAGACUAUAAGGAAUAAAAGAAGAAACUUUCUCCCUCUCUCUCCAAGAGGAUAUGGGAAGCUUCUGGGAGUGCAUAGAAUGGGACUGGGGUCAUUCUCAGCCGUUUCCCCUCCUCUUCCGUCCAUAUGCUGGAUCACCUCAACAUACCCUGGUGUGGCUCUAAGGGUAAAUCAGGGACAGAGCCAAGGAGAAAACUACCAAGAACUCUUUCCUGUAAUAAGCAGGACCCAGUCUGAGAAAGUUCAAUGAAUAUAAAAGCCAUUUAAAAUUUUUUUUUUUUUUUUUUUGAUACGGAGUCUUGCUCUGUCACCCAGAGUGAAGUGCAAUGGCAUGAUCUUGGCUCACUGCAACGUCUGCCUCCCGGGUUCAAGCAAUCCUCCCGCCUCAGCCUCCCAAGUAGCUGGGAUUACAGGCAUGCACCACCACACCCAGCUAAUUUUGUAUUUUCAGUAGAGACGGGGUUUCACCAUGUUUUAAGUCAGGCUGGUUUCCAACUCCUGACCUCAGGUGAUCCACCCACGCUGGCCUCCCAAAGUGCGGGAUUAUAGGUGUGAGCCAUCACACCUGGCCUAAAAUCCAUAUUCAGAGAAGGAAUUUCAGUUUCAUUCUAAGCUUUGUCAGUCCAGAGGCUCCACUGACUGCCUAGGCCCUGUACCUUAACCAGUCUUUAAGGUUUUGCAGGAAAGUCCCUUCUUCCAAGUGGUUUUUCCAAAUUGCACAAUGGCCAAGCCAAACAGAGAAAGAAACAUUAAAAAAAAGAAAAAAAAAGACCAUU
Messenger RNA from Saimiri boliviensis boliviensis (Bolivian squirrel monkey), 1848 nucleotides. It is a transcript of the gene TSPAN31, whose product is annotated as tetraspanin 31. The record is from RefSeq and is a predicted model, not a curated record. Gene Ontology annotation, cellular component: membrane. NCBI's taxonomy places the organism in Eukaryota, Metazoa, Chordata, Mammalia, Primates, Cebidae.